Molecule: messenger RNA, 879 nt
Organism: Helobdella robusta
Lineage: Eukaryota; Metazoa; Annelida; Clitellata; Rhynchobdellida; Glossiphoniidae
Exons: 5
Biological process (GO): protein phosphorylation
Molecular function (GO): ATP binding; protein kinase activity
Source: RefSeq, a predicted model, not a curated record
GUAGAUCCUGAAGAUUAUUUUGUAAAACAAGAAAAGAUCGGCAAAGGAUCGUUUGGAGAAGUUUUCAAAGGCAUUGAUAGCAGAACAGGAGAAACUGUCGCUAUUAAAAUAAUUGAUCUCGAAGAAGCUGAAGAUGAAAUAGAAGAUAUCCAACAAGAAAUUACCAUCUUAUCUCAAUGUGAUUCUCCUUACAUCACAAAAUAUUGUGGUUCCUACAUAAAAGGCUCAAAGUUGUGGAUAAUAAUGGAAUACUUGGGUGGUGGUUCUGGACUAGAUGUUAUGAAACCUGGGCAAAUAGAAGAACAUUAUAUUGCUGUAAUUCUUCGAGAAAUUCUUAAAGGUUUAUCUUAUUUGCACAACGAAAACAAGUUACAUCGUGAUAUAAAAGCUGCAAAUGUUUUGUUUUCCAAAAAUGGAGAAGUGAAAUUGGCUGAUUUUGGAGUAGCUGGUCAAAUUACAGACACACAGUUGAAAAGAAAUACUUUUGUUGGCACUCCAUUUUGGAUGGCCCCUGAAGUAAUCCUUCAGAAACCCUACGACUGUAAGUCAGAUAUAUGGAGUUUAGGAAUUACUGCUAUAGAAUUUGCUAAAGGUGAUCCACCUCAUUCUGAGCAGCAUCCCAUGAAAGUUUUGUUCAACAUUCCGAAAAAUGAACCACCAAAACUCACCGGUCAUUUUAGCAAAAAUUUCAAAGAAUUUGUCGAGCACUGUCUCAACAAAGAUCCUGCUAAUCGUUUGACAGCUAAAGAACUACUAAAAACCUCAUUUAUUAAACAAGCUAAAAAAACAUCAAUAUUAUCAGAACUUGUUGAACGUUACAAUCGCUGGAAAUCAAUGAAUCCUGGCGAUGACUCAGACGAUGAAGAUGAUGAGUUGUAA